ACAUGCGUAUAUUUCCGUGAUUGGUGCCGAUUGGUCCUAACGCGCUAUACGAAGGCUUUCCUGAUCUGGCUACGCUCGAUAUAAAAGAGGUCCAUAAUGGCCGACCCACUGUAUGAACUCCUGGCACCGUACUUCGACCGACCAUCAACAACGUCCACAUCCGAAGCGAUACCCCUACCCACCGAUCCUACUACCAAUGCCUAUCUGGCACGACUACCAACCCUCUCGCUACAAUCGCUGACCACGACCGAAUCAUCAUACCUCAAUGCAGCAACUCAGUCGUCUCUACGCUCCUUGCAGGCCCUGUCCAAACGUUCGCAUCGCUCUGUCAUUACCGCAACCGACCAUCUCUCCAACCUUUCCGCCCUUCUUCCCUCGCUUUACACCCGCUCAAAAGAGCUAGGAGAUGCAUUACCACAACUAGAAACUGCCGCCACCAACUUUGCGACAAAAUAUGACAGAGCUGCCGAGAAUGCCGUCCUCGACCGCCGAAAAAGAGCUAUGCUGCUGAGCAGGAAUGUGGACAGGGUCAGCGAUGUUAUGGAGCUGCCAACAUUAUUGUCCACCGCUAUCAAUUCUUCGUCUGCCGCUGUCACCCAAGGCACAGGUGGUGCUGCUGCUUCUGGCUAUGCAUCUGCUCUCGACUUGCAUGCUCACGUCAAGCGUUUAAGAACACUAUACCCAGACUCCGACCUGGUAGGCGAUAUUUCUCGGCAGGCCGAUGACGAGAUCCAGAAUCUCAUUACCGUCCUGAUAAACGGUCUUCAAAAUCCCUCGCUCAAACUCGCCGGAGCAAUGAGAAUGAUUGGCUGGCUCCGCAGAGUCGCUCCCGAGCUCGCCGACGACACUUAUGGUAGUCUCCACGGGCAGACAAAGGGCAGGUCUUUGGGUGCUGCUACAGGUGAGGGUUCAUUGAGUGCGCUCUUCUUGGUGUGUAGGCUAGGUACACUACGACGGACACUUGACGCACUAGAUCCUCUGAAAGACCUGGCAGAUCAAGAGGCACUUCGUCGCUUCGAGAGCAGAGAUCGGCAGGAGACCUGGAUUGGUGGAGCUCAAACCGAGCGCUACUUGAAGAGAUAUGUCGAGGUAUUCCGUGAACAGAGUUUCGGCAUCAUUUCCAUGUACAAAAGCAUCUUCCCCUCAGCAUUACCGAUACCUGGACUAGCUGGAGCUGAUAUAACUUCGCCUACUGGAACGCCAAUUCAGACUCCAACUAUCUCAGAGAGCACUUCAACGCCUUUCUUCGAAGCUGAGGACGACAAGACCCCUUCGGCACUUGCAACUUUCGCACCACAUCUAGUAGACAUGCUUUCUGAAAGACUACGCACCUACAUGCCAAACAUCUCCGAAAGAUCUUCGAGAGACAGCCUGCUAACUCAGGUGUUGUAUUGCGCAGGCUCUCUGGGCAGAUUGGGUGCAGACUUUGGUAUGAUGCUUGCCUUGUUGGAAGAUGAAUUGAACGAGGAAGGUGAAGCUGGCAAGCCAGAAGAGACAGACGAGGACGAUCACGAAUGGGUUCAAGUUAUGAAAAAGCACAGGGUACAGGCUAGUCGAUUAGAACUACUGGCAAGUGGUGUUGGCUCUGGGCGGAAGACAAGUACCAGUCUUGAUUAUUCCCGCAGACCUUCCGCCGUUCCCGGCUAGAGAAUGACAGAUGACAGCGUGCAGACGUAUGUUUGCCAGCCCCCUCAGUCUUGCAUCUUGUUUGGUCGAGAUUUGCCGUGUUUGCCGAUCUGUUUGAGAAUGUAGACAGCCGCAUCACCGCGUGAUUAGUGUGUUUCCCCCAAGAGUGCUCGUUCCCACGACAAACAGGUACUGAGGACGAGAUCAAGAACAAUUAUUACAGAGACAAGAUGGAUCUUUCUUGGCUACUCGGCGUG
Messenger RNA from Aureobasidium pullulans EXF-150, 1883 nucleotides. RefSeq names its product Dor1-domain-containing protein. The record is from RefSeq and is a predicted model, not a curated record. The transcript has a single exon. Lineage: Eukaryota; Fungi; Ascomycota; Dothideomycetes; Dothideales; Saccotheciaceae. Gene Ontology annotation, cellular component: COG complex. Bases 97 to 1647 code for a protein of 516 amino acids. Gene Ontology annotation, biological process: intra-Golgi vesicle-mediated transport; cytoplasm to vacuole targeting by the Cvt pathway.